UCUACUCUCAACAAGUUCACACAACCGGAAUCAAAGGCUGGUACGCCGGCUCGCCGUCUUUAUUUCAACUGUGGAGAGCGUUGGCAAACGCACCGACUGAUAAGUUCCAUGAGAGUCUAGGGGCCCAAGCUCUUGUACAUUUACUCCGAUGGAAGUCUCUUCUCCGUUGAAACCCUACCACUUCUUCUCCCGUCCGUUGAAUCCACUUCGUCUCUGUAGGCAAAAGGAAGCGAGGCUUCACUUCCCUAUUUCUAUUCAGCCGCGUGACCUGCAGUUAUGCAUUGGACUACAUUUGGGUUCAUUUCCAGUCAAACAGGCAAUUUCCAGAAAGACAAUUAAUUACAUGCCUGAUAGCACCAUAUUUAGUCCAAGGAACUGCACAAAAGCAACUUGGUGCUCUUUUAACCCAGAGGACAAGGUUGCUAGAUUCUAUCAUGAUUCCAAAUUACAUAACCGUGAUAGAUUUGCAAGACGCAUGGUUGUAAAAUCUGAGCUUGUUGGAACCGGGACUCCUGACGCUGCUUACUCAUUAUCAGAACCUCAUGUACUUUCAAAAAUUAGAGGAAUUUGCUUUUAUGGAAUUACAGCUGUGGUUGCCAUUAUUCUGUUCGUGCUGAUGCUGGUGGCACACCCAUUCGUACUCUUGUUUGACCAAUAUCAUAGAAAAGCUCAUCAUCUUGUUGCCAAAAUUUGGGCCCUUGCAACUGUCACUCCAUUUUUCAAUAUCAAGUUUGAGGGGCUGGAAAAUAUACCUGUAUCAGAUGCCCCUGCUGUAUAUGUGUCCAACCACCAGAGCUUUUUAGAUAUAUAUACUCUUCUCACUCUUGGAAGAACCUUCAAGUUCAUUAGCAAGACAUCAAUUUUUCUUUUCCCUGUUGUUGGCUGGGCUAUGUAUUUAAUGGGUCUUAUUCCUCUAAAGCGCAUGGACAGCAGAAGCCAACUGGAAUGUCUGAAAAGAUGUAUGGAUCUUGUUAAGAAGGGAGGAUCUGUGUUUUUCUUCCCAGAGGGCACUCGAAGUAAAGAUGGAAAGCUAGGUGCAUUCAAGGGAGCAUUCAGUAUUGCGGUCAAAACUGGAUUGCCAGUGGUCCCAAUCACUCUAAUUGGAACUGGUAAAAUCAUGCCCGCUGGAAGGGAGGGUAUAAUAAACAAUGGAUCUGUUAAAGUUGUUAUCCACAGACCAAUACAAGGAAAUAAUCCAGAAGAACUGUGCAACGAAGCUAGGAGCAUUAUAGCAGAGACGCUUACUCUUCAUGGAUAAGGGAUGUGCUCCAGCUGUAUAAAAUUUGUCCUUUCAAUAGAAUAUACAACAAUUGUGGACAAAGCAAAAAUAUAAGAUUGUGCAACAUUUCUAACAGUUAUAGAGGAUAUCAGAUUCUUUCUUUUUCCCUUUCUGUGGUGUCGAGGGAAAACUUAAACCUAAGAUCACGGAAUUUUGACACUGCUCCUAUUAGUUUGGAAUGACAAAUUUUAUCACCCACGUCAGAAAGAAAUAUAUAAGCGGCAUGGUCGUAGCUCAGGCUGAAAUUGCUAUCGAAAUCAAAGUGUGGCCACAAUUAUGCUUUAGAGUGCUCUGACCGCAUGGGCUUUGCUGAUACCCUAUUAUGCCAUCAAAGAUGUUUUAUAAUAAGAAGGCUAUUUGUAAAGAUAUUGAUCCCUUUGGCUGCAAUUAAUGUACUUCAUUACUCGCGCACUCCAAGCUUUUUUAGAAAGGGGAGAGGGGAGAAGAGUUGAUGUCUGGCCAGAAUCCAGUGUGAUGAUGGGAGAGGGAAAGAAGAGUUCUUAUGAUCUUACUGUUUGAAUGGUACGGGAUAGUGUAGCAUUUUUAUAUUGUGUAUAGAUCAUCCGAGUACCCAAAUUAACUUUUUUCUUCAGCCACGCCAGCAGGUUGAAAAUCUCAUUUCCACCCGGACACUUGUUAUUCUGAGUAGGAUUCUCAUUGGAUCUAGGCCGGAUUGUUCUAGAUUCCAUCCAAUUCGAAUUUGUCAAGGCAGUGAUUUGAUAUUUGUAGGGAUCAGUUUGAAAAUGGUGUAAAAAAUUUCCAUUUCAUUCCAUCUUGUUAUUUUCAUUCCAAUCCAUUAAUUCCAUUUUUGAUAGGAAAAAUAAAAAUUAAAAACAUUGUUUGA
Molecule: messenger RNA, 2123 nt
Organism: Diospyros lotus (date-plum)
Lineage: Eukaryota; Viridiplantae; Streptophyta; Magnoliopsida; Ericales; Ebenaceae
Product: 1-acyl-sn-glycerol-3-phosphate acyltransferase BAT2, chloroplastic
Exons: 9
Coding region: 149-1258 (369 amino acids)
Biological process (GO): phosphatidic acid biosynthetic process
Cellular component (GO): membrane
Molecular function (GO): 1-acylglycerol-3-phosphate O-acyltransferase activity
Source: RefSeq, a predicted model, not a curated record